This is a messenger RNA of Laccaria bicolor S238N-H82, 2811 nucleotides long. RefSeq lists its product as uncharacterized. The transcript has 12 exons. Gene Ontology annotation, biological process: protein phosphorylation. Lineage: Eukaryota; Fungi; Basidiomycota; Agaricomycetes; Agaricales; Hydnangiaceae. Gene Ontology annotation, molecular function: protein serine/threonine kinase activity; ATP binding. The record is from RefSeq and is a predicted model, not a curated record. Bases 1 to 2811 code for a protein of 936 amino acids.
AUGUCGUCCCAUAACCGCAACCCUAUGGGUAAAAAUCAACAUGCUACUGUCCCGUCUGUGGAUGACCCUCGUCUCGCUGAAGCGCUGACGAAAUUUCAUCGCGAGGGAUUGUCCAGUAAUAGCCGUAUAAAGCAGAGGCUGUUUGCAGAGUACGGGAUUUCAGCCAGUGUCUCUUCUAUCAAGCGUCGGAGGAAUGACCUUCAGUUAUUGGGACCUCGUUCCAAACUGCAAAAGCUCACCAAAAAGGAGAAAGAGCAAGUUGUUUUACAACAGCUUGACAGAGACCCUUCGAAAGGACAAGGGCUCGGGACUAUCAAAAAUCACAUUGCCCACGACCAGGGUAUUCAAUUGGCGCGUGACACUAUAUCUGGCAUCAUGCACCUUCAUGAUGUGGAUGUGUUUCUUGCUCAUGAGCCGGGGGCAAAGAGGAUCCACCGUGUACCCAAGGCACCAAUUGGCGUCCACGAGAGGUGGUCAGGCGACGGCCACGAUAAGCUCUAUAAGAUAGGUUUCCCAAUAUGGGCUGUCGUCGAUGAUGCAACAGCGAGAUGGCUCGCUGCACGGGUUGUUCCAAGCAAUCGAAUGGGUGACAUAAUCGGCUAUUUAUUUCUUUGCCUCGUCCUCAAAUACAAAGGGCUUCCUCUCCAGUUUAGUACUGAUUGCGGCUCAGAAACGACACAACUGUAUGGGCUUGUUAAUGCUCUUCGUCAAUUGAGCCAGUGGCUUUGGUCUAAAACUCUCCAGCUCGCACUCGAUGGUUUCACCGAAAUGCGAAAUGGACAGAAGAUGCGUAAAGAUAAUGAAAAGGCUGGUCCCUCUGGUUGCUCUCGGAAUGAGGCAUUCUUCUUGCCGCAGAACUUCGGCCUGGUAGACAAGCUACUCCCUCUCAACGACGAUCAACUCAAGAUUGUAUUCGAAAUCAAAGAGUUCAUGGGUGGCGAUGCCCUCCUUGCUUUUGCAUCCCCAGAGUUCUCAGAGAAGGCGGAAAUUGUGUACCAGUCCUUAGGCGUCACAGAGCUGACCAUACAUAAUGCGUGGCAUAUUUUCGAGGCCCUUCUUCCAUUGUUCUACAUCUCUUCAACACCUUUCACUGUGCUCAUCGCAAUGGCUAAGUGUUCAUACUGUGGUAUUGACUUUCCACUUCUGGCCGACCAGGACAAUGAAGCAGGGGUUCGGUGUGGUAAAUGCACUCUGCGGGUACCUGGAAUCUCAGUCCCCGAAAUCACAGCCAUCAAUGUAUGCCUUACUAUGCCGCAAUCUUGGGGCCCACUAAAAGCCAAAAUCUUAAAUAGGACAAACCACAUACGGUGCCAGUUUUUCUACAACGAAGAUGCACUUAUUUCGAGUGGAACAGAGAAAGCACCCCACAUACCAACAACCAUUCUCAGGAUACAAGGAGUCACGCCACUUUUAUUGGAGCAGAAUGCGACAGAUAUGGGGGGUACUGUUAGUUUGACAGAACGCGCAUCGGCUAUCAUAAGUUCCGCCCAAGGAUAUCAAGCGCAAGCUUCGGAUCCCCGAUUGAAUAAGCCCAGCACUGCACGUGGAGUAGAAGGAGGUCUCAACAAACUCAAGAACUUAAGCAAAGCGCAAACUGUUGUGGUGGAACGGAAGGCGAAAAGAGAAGAAGCCAAUCUGGUUGGUACUGGGAUUAAAGUUGGUGCAACGCUUUGGAAGAUUCCCGAACAAGGAAAGAUGACAAAGAUUGAGCCCAUCCGAGUCGUUCACGUCUUUAGCCCAGAAACUGAGACGAAAGAUGCACUUGGGACACUGUUGGGCAUGGUCCGGAAACCAUUUGUGGAUCAAUAUCCUGAUGCCGAUAUGUUGACGUGGGCGAAUAUUAGCCUCUAUGCUCAUGAAAACCAGCAAAAAUACUCGUCGCUUGAACACUUUGAUCAAAGGCUUCCUAUGGAACAGUUUUACCAUGAAUUUGUCAAGGGGAAAUUAGUGGCUGAAACGAUGUUAAAGGACAAAAAAAUUGAAAUACGCUUUGCCUUUUUUGAGAACCAAGUCUUCCAUGACGGUUAUCAACAUUCCGCUGAGUCGUACCGCCUCCCAAGCAAAUCGAGAGUGUCUUCUUUUACGAAGGCAACCUCAACUUUCGGAUUGAGAAGCAAAAAACAGAGAACCGGGCUGGCCUCCAGCUCUAGCCAUCAAGUCUCCGCUAGGCCGACCCAAACUUCAUUUGUUUUUGCUGUACCAGAUGUUCCCCAGCAUGUCAAUAAUCGUGUGGUACUGAAAAGUGCUUUCCGGCCGACUACUGCCCCCCCCAAAUGGACUCGCGAUAUCAAAAUGGUGACUUGCUCGUUUUUACGAACCAAGGCAACCUAUUCCCUUAAAGACGGCCUCAAUGUACAUUUUGUAACAUCAGAGACUACGGAAGAGAUACAAAUUGCGGCCAAUUGGGAAAAAGCUGGCGACGAUGGAUAUGUUGGCGAAGGCUCUACAAAACAAGGAAUAUAUGCGAGAUUUUCAGGAAAAGAAUAUGUCUUAACACAGCCAAUUGAUUCUUACAUGGACAGCAGUGCCGUAAAGAGCGUUUUGCAAGCCGAGUACGCCCUGUUAUGCAUAGGCGACACCCUGAAGCAUGAAUUUGACAACUAUGCUCGUGAAUCGGGUGCCAACACGCUACCAGCCACACGUCUGUUACCCUGUGGCAAAUUCGAUGGAAAAAUCAAGAAGUUCACAGGGAACGACGAAUUUGGAGAUGCUGAUGAUCAUCUCACCAGAGCUGUGCACGCAUUCUCUCAUUUCACAGCCGUUUACACCCAACAAAACAUUAUCCUAUGUGAUCUUCAAGGCAAGAUUUGA